AUGAAGGGGGCGCCGCUGGCCAGCCUGCGCCCGCCCACUUCUCUUUACCUGACCAGUGGCCCACCUUCCGGAGGCCGAGGCAGGUGCUGCUGCUGUGCUGGUCGUGCCUCUCGCACAGCGCAGGUGCGGCAACAGACCGCAGCAGUUUCCCUCCUUGGCGCCUGUCCCGGAGGCGCUUGGCUGCUGGUGGAGCUGCGGGCUGGUCGGAGGAGUCAGCGACGAGUCUGCAGUACAGCGGAGACUGCGGACAUUUUGUUCCUCGUGGACGAAUCAUGGAGCAUCGGGGAAAGCAACUUCCAGCUGAUCAAAGAAUUUGUUUACACCAUCAUACGGACGUUUGAAAACGUGGUGGUGGGAAAGGCAGGUGUCCGUCUGAGUGUGGUGCUCUAUGGGGACAAGCCAAGAGUAAGUAUCGAUCUGACGGACUACAUCACCAUUGAGGAGGUGCUGGUGGCUGUCCGAGACCUGCUCUACAGAGGGGGCAAUGCCAAGACAGGGAAUGCUCUCUCCUUCCUAGCGGACACAAUGGUCAGUGCGGGGACACUGAGAGAAGAUGCUGCAAAGGUGGUCGUUUUAAUCACAGGCGGGAAAUCUUCUGAUCCUGUCGACGAGCCAGCAGAGACCCUUAAGAACAGGGGGGUAACCGUGUUUGCUGUGGGAAUUAGAAACGCAGAUAGGAACGAGCUGAGGAAAAUAGCAUCCGAUCCCAUCGAGGAGCACAUGCUCUACGCCAAAGACUUUGGCCAACUCGGCAUCCUCUCGCGAAAGGUGUCCAGGAGGCUUUGCUUCACGGCCUCGGAGCCCCCACAACCUGCCAAGCAAAUGGCCAAUGUUGAGAAGAUUGUUGGGCCGCGGGACCUCACCAUCAGCGAGCAGAGCUACAGCUCUCUGAGACUUAGUUGGACGCCCGCAACCGGGAAAGUGACCAGCUAUCGCAUCCUCCUGGAUUCACUCUCGGCUGCCGGACAGGUCUCUGCAGAGGAUCAGCGGCAGGUUGUUUUGGAUGCCAACAAGAGCUCAGCGCUGGUGACGGAUCUGAAACCAAACACCAAAUAUUUCUUCACGGUCAUGGCUGUCUACUCUGACGUUCUGGGGGAGCCAGCGACAAUCAAAGGGAGAACAACAUCCAUACCUACAGUGACCCAUUUCCGGGUCGUAGAAGAAGGACUGUUCAGCCUGAAAGUGGCUUGGACUCCUCCUUUGGGAAAACUGGAAGGCUACAAGGUCUACCUGCCAACAAACAGGCCUGGGUCGACCUCGGAAAAGAUUCUAGCCAGGGAUGGCCUCCUCUCAUGUCCUUGAUAACUUGCAGGAGGACACAAACUAUACGGUCAGCAUUUCUGCCGUCUACCCAGAAGGGUCGAGCCAGGCGGUGUCAACGACUGGUAGAACUUGUAAGUCCUUCCAAAUGUUUCUUU
Molecule: messenger RNA, 1418 nt
Organism: Lacerta agilis (Sand lizard)
Lineage: Eukaryota; Metazoa; Chordata; Lepidosauria; Squamata; Lacertidae
Product: collagen alpha-1(XIV) chain-like
Exons: 9
Coding region: 1-1302 (433 amino acids)
Molecular function (GO): protein binding
Source: RefSeq, a predicted model, not a curated record